AUGUCAGUCUUUGGGGGAAUACCCCCUGGGGACAGCGCCCAGUACCAGAAGCGUCUGGGAGCCGAGCUUGGGCCGCAUGAUGAUUCUUCGUCUUCUCAGACCAAGAUGGAUGAAUCGGAUAAUGAAAAGCCAGAUGACAUCGAGGAAGAAGUCCAGGAGAUGGUGAGGCAGCUCACUCGUCACUCCACUCGGUUCUCUUCGUCCCAAGCGAAGAAUCCCUUCUUCGAGGACGACAAGGAAACCACCUGGCAUCCUGACAGUCCAUUCUUCAAACCUAAAGAUUGGAUUCGAGCUCUCAUUGCAGCUCAGUCGCAGGAUCCCGAGCGAUUUUUACAACGCUCUGCCGGUGUUGCUUUCAAGAACCUGCACGUGCAUGGUUUUGGAAGCCCAACUGACUAUCAGAAGGAUGUUUUCAAUGCAGUUUUGAGUAUUGGUGGUCUUGUUCGCAACCUUGUCGGCAGCGGCAAAAAGAAAGUACAGAUCUUGAAUAAUUUCAAUGGUCUUGUUCGAAGUGGAGAGAUGCUAGUGGUACUAGGCCGCCCUGGAAGUGGCUGUUCAACCUUUUUGAAAACGAUCGCUGGUGAGAUGAACGGCAUCUACGUCAACGAUGAGAGCUAUGUAAACUACCAAGGAAUUUCCGCCCCAACGAUGCACAAGCAAUACCGUGGAGAGGCCAUCUUCAGCGCUGAAACCGAUGUUCAUUUUCCUCAACUCACAGUCGGCGAAACCUUGACAUUCGCAGCCCUGGCACGCGCGCCUCGCACGCGGUUCGAAGGCCUAACUCGGAAACAAUACGCUGAGCACCUUCGUGACGUGGUGAUGGCUAUGUUAGGACUGCGACAUACAUUCAACACUCGAGUUGGCAAUGAUUUUGUGCGAGGUGUCAGUGGAGGUGAGCGCAAACGUGUGAGUAUUGCGGAGGCUAUUCUGAGCGGAGCUCCUCUUCAGUGCUGGGACAACAGUACUCGAGGCUUGGACAGCGCCAACGCGCUGGAGUUUUGCAAGAACCUUCGUUUAAUGAGUGAUUAUGCGGGAACUACAGCUUGUGUUGCAAUUUACCAGGCCUCGCAGAGUGCCUAUGAUGUGAGCUUAGAUGAUGCCGGUGUCCCAACCCCACAUCAACUAACAACAUUUUCUUCGCAGGUCUUCGACAAAGUAGUUGUGCUAUACGAGGGCCAGCAAAUCUACUUCGGCCCCACUGGUGAAGCUCGUGAAUUCUUCACCAAUAUGGGCUUUGACUGCCCUUCGCGCCAGACCACAGCGGACUUCCUUACUUCCCUGACCAGUGCAACCGAACGUCGUGUGAAGCCAGGAUUUGAAGGCAAAGUGCCUCGUACACCCGCUGAAUUUGCGCAUCGAUGGCAUAGUAGCCAAGAAUGCGCUUGUCUCCUGCAGGACAUUGAUGCCUUUGACAAGGAACAUCCUAUCGGUGGACAUUCUUUGACCACUUUCAGUGAAGCACGCCGCCUAAUGCAGUCAAAGCAACAACGCCCCAAAUCCCCCUACACGCUCUCGGUCAUGGAGCAGAUCAACCUCAACUUGAAGCGUGGAUUCCAGCGACUUAAGGCCGAUAUGACUUUGACAUAUUCGGCCCUCUUCGGUAACUUCUUUAUUUCUCUCAUUUUGGGGAGUGUGUUCUACAACCUCCCCGCGGAUACAUCCAGCUUCUUUUCGCGAGGAGUUCUUCUCUUCUAUGCAGUUCUGCUUGCCGCAUUUGCCAGUGCCCUUGAGAUCUUGACACUCUACGCACAAAGACCCAUUGUGGAAAAGCAAUCUCGAUAUGCCUUUUAUCAUCCAUUUACGGAAGCAGUGGCAUCCAUGCUGUGCGAUAUUCCAUAUAAGCUAACGAAUUCGGUGACAUUCAAUCUCCCGCUCUAUUUCUUGUCCAACCUCAAGCGCGAACCAGGUGCCUUUUUCAUUUUCUGGCUCUUCUCGAUUGUAACAACUUUGACCAUGUCUAUGGUGUUCCGCACGUUCGGUGCUGCCUCGCGAUCACUCGCUCAAGCACUGGUCCCUGCUGCUCUUCUGAUCCUGGGUUUGGUCAUUUAUACAGGUUUCGUUAUUCCCACACGUGAUAUGCUAGGUUGGUCUCGCUGGAUGAACUAUAUCGAUCCAAUCGGCUAUGCUUUUGAAAGCAUGAUGGUCAAUGAGUUCCGAAACAGGCAGUUCAAGUGUACUACUUUUGUUCCCUCUGGGGAAGGAUAUGAGAAUAUCGACCCCAUCAACAGGAUCUGCACCACGGUCUCAUCCACUCCCGGAGAUAGCUUCAUUGACGGAGACGCUUAUCUGCAAACAGCAUAUGCUUAUACCAAUGGACAUUUGUGGCGCAAUCUUGGUAUUGUGUUUGCUUUCAUGAUUUUCUUCAUGUUUGUUUAUCUACUGGCUACAGAGUACAUCUCCGAGGCUGCCUCCAAGGGCGAGGUUCUGAUCUUCCGCAGAGGAAAUCAACCUAAGGCUCAACAGGGAGAUGCCGAGACUACGCCAGAUGCAGCCUACCGGGCGGACGAAGAGAAUGAGAAUGCUGGUGCCAAUAUUCAGCGUCAAACUGCAAUUUUCCAGUGGCAAGACCUGUGCUACGAUAUUAAGAUCAAGACUGAAGAGCGCCGUAUCCUCGAUAAUGUGAACGGAUGGGUAAAGCCCGGCACAGCCACCGCAUUGAUGGGUGUUUCCGGUGCGGGAAAGACUACGCUGCUUGAUGUCCUUGCAACUCGUGUCACUAUGGGUAUCGUAAGUGGCUCUGUCUUGGUUGAUGGACAGCCCCGAGACGAUUCCUUCCAGCGCAAAACCGGAUAUGUCCAGCAGCAAGAUGUCCACUUGCCUACCUCCACGGUUCGAGAAGCUCUCCAGUUCAGUGCCUUGUUGAGACAACCUGCCCAUCUCAGUCGGAAAGAAAAGUUGGAUUACGUCGAGGAAGUAUUGGAACUGCUUGGUAUGCGGUCAUAUGCAGAUGCAGUGGUUGGUGUUCCAGGUGAAGGACUAAAUGUUGAGCAGAGAAAGCGUUUGACUAUUGGUGUGGAAUUGGCAGCUCGACCUCAAUUGUUGCUUUUCUUGGACGAACCUACUUCGGGCUUGGACAGUCAAACUUCUUGGUCAAUCCUGGAUCUGAUUGAAACUCUCACGAAGCAUGGACAGGCCAUUCUUUGUACUAUCCAUCAACCGUCCGCGAUGCUGUUCCAGCGGUUUGACAGACUGAUGUUCCUUGCCAAAGGAGGACGCACAGUCUAUUUCGGACAGAUUGGUGAAAACUCCUCGAUCUUAGCGGACUAUUUCAUCCGGAAUGGCGGUCAUGCACUAUCUGAGGGCGAAAAUCCAGCCGAAUGGAUGCUGGACGUUAUUGGUGCUGCUCCUGGUUCCCACAGCGAUAUCGACUGGCCAACAGUUUGGAAUGGCAGCCCUGAAAAGGAGGCCGUUAUUAACCACUUGGGAGAGCUGAAAUCAACCCUUUCUCAGAAACCCAAAGAAGCUGAAACUGAAUCGGAACAUCGUGAAUUCGCAUCCCCAACAAGUGUCCAGCUUCGUGAAUGCCUGUCUCGAGUCUUCUCGCAGUAUUGGCGCACUCCGUCGUACAUUUAUUCAAAACUCGUUCUCUCUAUCCUCACAGCCCUUUACAACGGAUUCUCCUUCUUCCAUGCCAAAAACACUCAACAGGGUCUUCAAAACCAGAUGUUCAGUAUCUUCAUGCUGAUGACUAUCUUUGGAAACCUUGUCCAGCAGAUUAUGCCGAACUUCAUAAUUCAACGAUCUAUCUUUGAGGUCCGCGAGCGCCACUCUAAGAUGUACUCGUGGCAGGUGUUCAUGACAUCGAAUAUUCUGGUUGAGCUCCCCUGGAAUUUCCUUGUUGCUGUCUUGAUGUUCUUCUGCUGGUACUACCCGGUUGGCCUCUAUCAGAAUGCCGAGAUGACCGAUGCUGUACAUGAGCGCGGCGCGUUGAUGUUUUUGUAUUUGCUGCUCUUCUUGUGGUUUACAUCUACAUUCUCGCACAUGGUUGUCGCCGGUGUGGAAAAUGCGGAGACAGGCGGUAACAUUGCUAACUUGCUCUUCUCUCUUCUUCUACUUUUUUGCGGUGUUGUCUCUACACCUGCAGCCAUGCCCGGGUUCUGGAUCUUCAUGUACCGACUUUCCCCGUUCACCUACCUUGUAUCCGGCAUGCUCUCCACAGCAGUCAGUGGGACAACUGUUACAUGCAGUUCGAUUGAAACACUGAUCUUCGAUCCUCCGGCGAACCAGACUUGCUCUGAUUACUUGGGCUCUUAUGCCUCUCGGACUGGAGGUUAUAUUGAGAACCCUGAUGCAAUGAGCGCGUGCUCGUAUUGCUCUAUGUCCUCUACCGAUACCUUCUUGGCCCAGGUCUUUUCUUAUUGGAGUGAUGCCUGGCGAAAUUUUGGCAUCAUAUGGGCUUACCUGGUAUUCAAUAUUGUUGUUGCACUUGGUAUCUACUGGUUGGCUCGCGUUCCUAAAGCCAACAAGACCAAAGGCAGUACCUAA
Penicillium antarcticum is the source of this 4485-nucleotide messenger RNA. RefSeq lists its product as uncharacterized. Gene Ontology annotation, biological process: transmembrane transport. The record is from RefSeq and is a predicted model, not a curated record. NCBI's taxonomy places the organism in Eukaryota, Fungi, Ascomycota, Eurotiomycetes, Eurotiales, Aspergillaceae. Gene Ontology annotation, cellular component: membrane. Bases 1 to 4485 code for a protein of 1494 amino acids. The transcript has 8 exons. Gene Ontology annotation, molecular function: ATP hydrolysis activity; ATP binding; ABC-type transporter activity.